CUGGCCGUGGGAGCACGGGGCCAUCUCAUCCGUCCCCGGCUCGCCCGCGACGAAGAACGGAGAGGAGGCACGGCAGCGGGAGGGGGCAAUCGCGUUUUGGAGGCGGCCCGUCCCUCGAUUCGCCUGGGAGGCGCCGCCGCUUCGCGACCCGGCCUUGGUGAUAUUGGUGGUCGCCGGUGGGGCGCACAGGGGCACUAUCGGCGUCCCCCGCCGAUGGGGAGCACAGGGACCGUUGCAUCCAUCCCCGAAUCGCCCACGAGGAAGAACAGAGAGGAGGCACCCGGGGGUGAGCCUCCGAACGGAUGGCUCCGGACGGAUGGCUGGCUGCAGAAACUUGUCCACAGCCUCAUGCAGAUCCCGGAUAAGAUUCAGAACUCUCUCAAGCUGCAUUUGGGGCGUUUCUUGAAGACGGGCGGCGGUGGUGAUGUCAAGGCUCAAAUGUCGUCAGAGAAUGUUAGGGGAUUAUGUAGUGCUGCUUCUGCAGAUGUUAGAUUGGAGAAGCAGCUCCAGGCUUGGAGAAAUGACCCUAGUUGGACUGAUCAUCCUCCAGAAAUCAAGGUCACUGUACCACAAGGCUCUCUUUGCAACCUUAAUUUGAGAUUUGAGGCAGGGUUACCACCGGAUGUAGUUUACAACAUUAUAAUUGAUCCGGAGAACAAAAGGGUGUUUAGAAAUAUCAAGUAAUGACCUCCUAACAGAAGAGAGUGGCGAUAUUAAGGAACGGUGGCGACAGAGAAGAAAAUCUGGGCGACAUGGAAAUUCUCUUAGGACCGCAAGACAAGAAGUAUAAACUGCGAAACCUGGAUGGAGUCAUUGUUUACAACCAAGAUAGUGUGUAUGUUACAAUCUCGUUGUUGAUAGUGUAGUGUUUGUUGAGUUUUGGAUUAUUAACAGCAGUAUAUGCGUUAUUAAUAAUAACAUCAUGUUCCCCGUGUUGU
Molecule: messenger RNA, 938 nt
Organism: Lolium rigidum
Lineage: Eukaryota; Viridiplantae; Streptophyta; Magnoliopsida; Poales; Poaceae
Exons: 4
Coding region: 214-684 (156 amino acids)
Source: RefSeq, a predicted model, not a curated record